AAAAAAAAGUGAGCUAGGAUUAUUGAGCGAAUAUAUUCAAGAUUUUGAUAGGAUUUGCAAAAUUUUACGAUGUUUUCACCGUUGGCACGUAUUUCAAACAAACUGGGUAGGAAUGUUAUGACCAACUUUGUGAGGAACCACUCUCAUGGUGGUGUUCCCGGCGAGAAUCUGCCCUUUGAUAUUACCAACCGAUACAAGCUCACUUUGUAUUUCAUCCUAUUUGCUGGUUCCGGUCUUGCUGGACCUUACCUAAUUACUCGCCACCAGCUUCUCAAGAAGUAAGAGUAUAGUGUAACUAUGCCAGCUCUGCUAAUACAUAUUUUUUAGGAUAAGAUAGUAAGAAGUGUAUCAUAAAGCAUUAUUAAACACUAUGUUGUAAAAAGUUUUUUUGUUUUGAAUCCACUUCAUCAGUCCACCCUAUAUUCUC
This is a messenger RNA of Diatraea saccharalis (sugarcane borer), 427 nucleotides long. The record is from the annotation of a GenBank genome assembly. Lineage: Eukaryota; Metazoa; Arthropoda; Insecta; Lepidoptera; Crambidae.